Seriola dumerili (greater amberjack) is the source of this 1466-nucleotide messenger RNA. RefSeq names its product protein phosphatase 1 regulatory subunit 27-like (gene ppp1r27b). NCBI's taxonomy places the organism in Eukaryota, Metazoa, Chordata, Actinopteri, Carangiformes, Carangidae. The transcript has 3 exons. Bases 399 to 902 code for a protein of 167 amino acids. The record is from RefSeq and is a predicted model, not a curated record. Gene Ontology annotation, molecular function: phosphatase binding.
UUACUGGCUGUCAUGUCUUGAGAUGUGAGCUGUAUCACAGGCUUGUGACAGGUUAGUGGGAGGGCCCUGACCAGACGGAUACUCAUCUUCCAAAUUUUGUCACUGGAUCUAUGAGGUGUUGUGUCUUAGAAUAGCCCAACAGAGAGUAUAAAGAGACCCGCAGGGAGGCUUGGCCUUCAGAGGAACAGCUCCACUGUUGAUACACAGGAGACACUGGACAGAAAGAGAACCACACUGAGAAGAACUGACUGAUCUUUCUGCAGGACAACAACUGACUUCUCAGAGAUUGAAGAGAAUCUGCUCUGAUUUUUAAGACUUAAAGGAGGUCAAACUCACUUGGAAACUUGGAAUUUGCCAGUUUUUCUGCAAGAACAAAGAGAAGUCUGACUCUGACUAGGAUGAAGUACUAUCAGUGCCCCGUGUCCCAGACCAUGGGAAUCAAGGCUUACACCGAGGACUGUGGUGUCCCAGUCAGCUGCAAGAGCUCUGCUUCUCUGAAGCCGAUCCGCAGCGUCCACUUCCCCAAUGACAUUGUUUUCCAGGACUAUGUGCGACACGGCGAGCUGGAGAGAAUUGGGUGUUUCAUCCGAGCCAGGAGAGUCAGCCUGGACACCAUCUACCACUCUGGCAUGGCUGCCAUUCAUGAGGCCGUCCUGUCUGGGAACCUGGAGUGUGUGAAGCUGCUGGUCCACUACGGAGCAGAUAUCCACCAGAGAGAUGAGGAGGGAUGGACCCCACUGCACAUGGCCUGCAGCGACGGUUUCCCACACAUUGCACGCUACCUCCUCUCGCUUGGUGCAGACCCUGAGCUGGAGAACGACUGCGGGGAGAAGCCGGCCGACCUCAUCGACCCGGACAUCAAGGAGCUGCUGGAGCUCUUCGGGCUGGCAGUCAAUGACUGAAAACACCUGGCUCUUAAAACCACAAACUGAUGCCCCAUCGUCCGACUGCUCUGCAGUAAUGGACAGAAAAGGCCAUGUCAGUGCAGCGUCCUGAUCUUGUGAGCUGCCUCAGCUCAGGAGUUCAGAGACUGUGGAUGUCUGUGGGCUGACAGAGCCGGCUGGCUGCCUCCCGAUUGGAUUGACUCCUGAUUGCUGGCAGAGGAUCCCCUCUGAUCUCUGAUCUUUUAUACUGCAGUGAACUGAAUGAAUGACUUGAUUUUAAGUUGUUGAUUGUAUUUGGCAUGUCGCUGGAUUUCAGAAGGCUUCUGAAUGUUGUGAAACUUGAAGCUGUUGUUUCUGCUCAGCUGAUUAGCACCUCUAUGACAGCAUGCCCUCCUCUGUAGGCUAAGAUUAGAAAAACCAUACAGGCUUGUGUGGUCAGCCCUAUUAACACAUUUGUUUACAGUUGAUCAAGUGUUUUUUUUUUUGUCUAUUCUUGAUAAGUUUAUGUGACUCAACUGUAUUAACUUGUACUUAUUUGAUAAUGGCUUCUUUUUUAUACUUUUCUAAAUAAAUUUUAUCAGA